CACGAGUGCUCUAGUCCUGACGGAGCACAGAGGAGCCGUUAGCUUGAUUUAUAAAGCUCUGCUGACAGAACAGAUCAUCUUUUUUUAAAGUGGUUGUAUUCUUGAAAGCAUGAUAAUGGCCAGGCAUUCACCUCCCUGGAGGUUUGUUGUAACAGCAUAAUAUAACACAGAUCCAGGUAUCUGCUCUCGUUUGGCUAGGGCGUAGUGGACAUUAUCAUGAUUUGCUGGUCUCUUUAGGCCAGAGUGUUUUCACCGGUAAACACCAGUGUGUUCUCCUGUGUUGGCAGCACAGGAUGUUUCAUAGGAAUAGAACACUGUGUAAGCUAUUGCAAUUUUGGGGAACAAACUAGAGAAGUUUAUUUAGUCCGUUUUUUGGAUUUGCUUGUGGCUCGGCCAUUUUUUUGUGUGCUGUUGGAGUCGGUCAUGUAACAUUCCACUUCCCUUGUUUAUACCAUCUCAUAAAGAAUUUUUUUUUUCUCCAUUGAGACUAAAUUUGUUACUAAAAUUGAUGUGGUUUCACCAAUAUGGUAUUUUCUACAGUAUCUCCCAAAUUGUUUAAUGGAAAGAAGUAAUAAAUUCAGGUAACUGCUGAAGAAGUCUUUAGGGGCACUGACCGCGUUGAUUACUUCUGUCUUACACAAAUUGAAUUUGCUCCUUCCAUCUUAUUCUGUCUGACUUCUCUCUGGGGACAGACAUCUGUUGUCUGGAAUUAGACUAGACCUUUAAUUCACUCUGCUACUGUGAAGGUUCCGGCCUUAAACUGUCUUAAGGCCUCCGAUGACUGAUUAUUUAACUGAAGAAUCUCAGUAAAUAAUGCCAUUCUAAAACCAAUUUUCUCAGGCCCUGCCAUCCGCUAUAACCCUGAAUACUUGGGCAGAAGGAAAUCAGCUGAACCCAAAGAAGGUGGUCGUACACCUCCAGAACUGAAUGCUUAUUUUCCACUUCUGUAUCUCGAAGCCUUCCACUCUUUACCUGUCUAGCAGAAGUGCAUACUUCUUUUUUGGCUGAAGAAAGAGGCCUGUUGGCAGCAUGUUUUCAGAGGUCUAAUCCAUAUGAAGAAGGCAAACUAACCAAGACCUGCGCAACAAAUCACGUGGCAUCACCCCCAGCCAAUCAGCAGCCAGCCGGAUAGCCAACCAGGCACAGCAGUAUCCAGCUCCCAGCAUGCACCUCAGUAACAGCAACCCAUCUAUGAUGGCGGAGGAGGCAACACGAGGCGUCGCCGUGGAGAAGUUUGACAGUGUGAAGAAGUGGGGCAUUAACACAUACAAAUGUACGAAGCAGAUGUUUUCGGAGCGUUUCGGGCGGGGUUCGCGCACGGUGGACCUGGAGCUGGAGACUCAGAUUGACCUGCUGCGCGACACCAAGAGCAAGUAUGAGAGCGUGCUGCGCCUAGCCAGCUCCCUCACCAGCCACUUCUACAACAUGGUGCAAACCCAGCAGGCCCUGGGGGACAUCUUUGCUGACCUCAGCCAGAAGUCACCUGAGCUGCAGGACGAGUUUGGGUACAACGCCGAGACCCAGAAGCUGCUUUGCAAGAAUGGCGAAACCUUGCUGGGCGCCAUCAACUUCUUUGUGUCCAGCGUGAACACGCUGGUAAACAAGACCAUGGAAGACACGCUGAUGACCAUCAAGAUGUAUGAGAAUGCCAGGCUGGAGUUUGAUGCCUACCGGGCGGACCUGGAGGAGCUGGGCGCGGGGCCCCGUGACGCGGGCACCAUGGUGCGGAUCGAAAUGGCUCAGCAGCAGUACCAGGUCCAAAGAGAGAAGUACGAGCGGCUGCGCAGCGACGUCUCCAUCAAACUCAAGUUCCUCGAGGAGAAUAAGGUGAAGGUGAUGCAUAAGCAGCUGCUUCUCUUCCACAACGCCAUCUCGGCCUACUUUGCAGGCAACCAGCAGCAGCUGGAACAGACACUCAGACAAUUCAACGUCAAGCUCAAACCCCCUGGCUCAGACAAGCCAUCCUGGCUGGAGGAACAGUGACCUUACACCCCCCCCCCCCCCCCCCCCCCCACCA
This is a messenger RNA of Alosa sapidissima (American shad), 2017 nucleotides long. Its product is annotated as arfaptin-2-like. The transcript has 7 exons. Gene Ontology annotation, biological process: regulation of Arp2/3 complex-mediated actin nucleation; intracellular protein transport. Gene Ontology annotation, molecular function: phospholipid binding; protein domain specific binding. Lineage: Eukaryota; Metazoa; Chordata; Actinopteri; Clupeiformes; Clupeidae. The record is from RefSeq and is a predicted model, not a curated record. Gene Ontology annotation, cellular component: trans-Golgi network membrane. The coding region runs from base 1165 to 1983 and encodes 272 amino acids.